AGGGAGUGACAUUUGAGCUAAAUGGCAAGGAGCCAGCCAUGGGAAUAUCUGGAGACAGAGCAUUCCAGGAGGGACCAGCCAGUGCAAAGACCCUGCAGUAGGAACGAGCUUGCUGUGUUUGAGGAAUCAUCAAGGAGGCCAGUGUAAUAUAGUAGAGUGAUGGAUUUGGGAUGUUUUAGGAGGUAGAGCCCACUGUCUUGCUUUGUCCCAUUUGGGAAGGAGGGGCACAGGGGUCCAACAGCAGAGGGGCAAAGGGUGGGCCUUAAGCUGGACCACUUCCUUCAAGGGCAAGGGGUGCCAUGCACCCUCACACAACUUCUAUACACUUGUGAAGGGAGAAGGAUCAAGACUGCAUUGUGCCAAGUACUUCAGACACAUGGUUAUAUUUCCAUUCUCACAUGUAUUGUGCUGGGGAGGAACCAUUUGGUCCUGUUUUACAGUUGAGAAAACAGGUCAGAAAUGGAGCAAUCUUUUAUUCAAGGUUGUAAGCUUAGUAUUGUAAAUGCCAGCCUUCAAUUUGGGUCCACUCAUUGACCAGCAUGGAUGCCUACGUGUAUGGGGGGCCUGCCCCCUUUCACGGCUCCCAAAGCCCUCAUGGCACUCGGCUCCGGUUGUCCAUCACCCCCAAUCCCCCAAUCCCUGGAGCCAACAGGUCACAGUGGUGGAUGCUUGUCCCACAUUUGCUUGGAAGAGAUGACCCAGCUGAGUGGGGUCUUUAGGAAUGGAGAUACACAGGGUCCCACGCAAAGCUGCUGUGUGAGGCAUUGCUGGAGGUAUGCCUGAGGUGGCUUGUCUGGAGGAAGACGAGGCCUGUGUGUAUGUGGGGGUGGCAGGGUUCCCUGGGCACACACACUAGUGAAGGUGCACUCUUGCCUAGGUUCCAUCACCAGGUAGAUAGUCCAGGCUGGCCCAUGUGGGUCACUCCUCCCCUUCCCAUGGCUGAGAGCUGUCUCCUCUAAAUAUAGCCCAGUGGGCUGAGCUCAGGCCUAUUUUAGGCCCAGGCUAGGAGGUGGCCAGGCCUUCCCUAGGCUCUCAGAAGAGCCACUGCUGCCUCCAUCCUGUCCUGCUACUGGACGCUCGCUAUCAUCAGCCCCCUGACUGCCCACCACCCGCUAUGCCUGAGGAGACCAGAGAAGACACUAUGGCACCAACGAUGAGCUCCAGGAGCAGGGCACCACUGGCCUCCAAUCACGUGCAGGAGGUGUGCCUGCACCGCGUGGAGUCCAUCAGCGACCUACAUAGUGGAGGUUCGCUGCGCCCCUACCUAGCUGAGGAGGCACAGCCAUGGGAUGAGCUGCUGAGCAUCUUGCCACCAUCGCUGUGUGCCCAGGCCAGCUGCAGCCCUGUGCACUGCCGUGGGGGCUUCCUGCUGCUGCUGGCACUGCUGGUGCUCACCUGCCUGGCGCUUGCUGUCCUGGCUGUCUACCUGAGCGUGCUGCAGAGUGAAUCCCUACGUAUGCUGGCGCACACACUGCAUACACAGGAGGAGAUGCUACUCAAACUCCGGCUCGCCAGCCUCAGCCAGCUGCGGAGGCUCAACUCCAGUGAGGCCCGGGCACCCAGUUGAGAUGCCGCUUGGACCUGGGGCCUGGGGGUGUGUGUAGGGGGGAAUAAAGUGGCCAUUGGCAGGUUUCUCCUCUCCCACUGCUGAUCUACACUACUUCCUUGGUGAGGUUUUUGUACAAGAGCCUGAUCUGACCCCAUAGCUGCCUGCCCACCUCUCCUGACUUCUUCAGGCCAGGCCUAGCCAAGCCUUCUGGUGCCAAGGCCCUGCUUUGGGUGGCCCAAGGUCAGAGGAAGCAACACCAGCCUCUUUGGCUCCUCCUGUGGCCUGUCAGCACCCUGUGGCCUCCCCCGGAUAGCAGGUUCAGAAGUCUAGAAAUAGCUGCCCCCACCCAGUCACCCAGUCACUCUGCCAGGCCUCCCAGUGGGGGUCCAGCUUCAGCUGUCAAAAGACAGGCUGGGCUCUGAGUAUGGGGAGAAGGCCCACCUGGGGAGAGAAUGUCUUGGGAGGGCAGAAGUGAGAUAGAGAGGGGGGGACCUAGCUGGACCCAAGUCUGUGGUGGUGGAUGGGGAGGGAUGGCAGGCAGAAACACCUAGGAGCCAGGGCCACAGAGGGCUGAGCAUUCAGUUUAAUUAUCUCUAAUAAUCUUUAAAAGUCAGCACAUAAAUCCAUUCCAGGUAGCCUUACCUCCCCACCUGAUGAGGUGGCAUCUGUCCAGAUGCCAUUCCACCCCCACCCCAAGGAAGGGGAGCAAGGCCUGAGAAAGGAGAGAAAGGAAGGGAUAGGCCUCCUA
Messenger RNA from Equus caballus (horse), 2297 nucleotides. It is a transcript of the gene LSMEM2, whose product is annotated as leucine rich single-pass membrane protein 2. The record is from RefSeq and is a predicted model, not a curated record. Lineage: Eukaryota; Metazoa; Chordata; Mammalia; Perissodactyla; Equidae.